AUGAGUGAGUCGAAAGGUUCUACGAUUCUUCUUUUUGAUGUCGAUGGCACUUUAACAUUACCACGUCAGAAAAUGGAUCGAGCGAUGAGCAAUUUCUUGAUGGAGGUGCACAAAGCAGUACCUUUAGGGAUAGUGAGUGGCUCUGAUCUACCAAAAAUAGUCGAGCAGUUAGGAGAAAGCGUAGAAGAUGUUCUGAGUCGUUUUGAUUACUUGUUCAGUGAAAAUGGACUUGUGAGUGUCAGCAGUAAAGGGACCACGUUUCCUAUGCAGUCAAUAAAGCAUCAUCUUGGUGAAAAGCAACUGCAAAAAUUGAUCAAUUUUGCAUUACGAGAAUUUUCUGAGAUGGAUUUGCCUGCUAAACGUGGAAAUUUCAUUGAAUUCCGAAAUGGAAUGUUAAAUCUCUCACCAAUAGGCCGAUCCUGUACUCAAGAAGAGCGGCUGCAGUUCGUGGAUUAUGAUAAAAAACACGAUGUCCGUCAAAAAUUUGUCAAGAAACUUCAAGAUUUCACGGAAGGAUGGGGCCUUAAUGUUUGUAUUGGUGGCCAAAUCAGUGUUGACGUGUUUCCGUGUGGUUGGGACAAGACAUAUUGUUUGCAGUUCCUGAAUGAUUUUCACACAAUUUACUUUUUUGGUGAUAGGACUACGCCGGGAGGUAAUGACUACGAUCUGUUUAUUCAUCCUAGAACAAUUGGAUAUACCGUUAAAGACCCAGAAGACACGAGAAAACAAGUUAGAAAACUGUUGGAAUCUCUUUGA
Messenger RNA from Cercopithifilaria johnstoni, 756 nucleotides. Lineage: Eukaryota; Metazoa; Nematoda; Chromadorea; Rhabditida; Onchocercidae. The record is from the annotation of a GenBank genome assembly.